CCGCUCUCAGCUGCUUCUGCUGAUUAGGCUCAGCUCAGUCAGUCGAACGGCUCGGUUGGCACUCAGCUGCAAGUCUUCCUGGCGUGGACAUCACCAGCCACCUCCGUCUUUGUCUUCGUCUACCUUAGAAGUUGAAGUUGAAGCAAUGUCUCAGUUUGAAGGAAAGGUAAUCAAAUGCCGCGCUGCUGUUGCAUGGGCUGAGAAGCAGCCUUUGAAGUUGGAAACCAUUGAAGUUGCUCCCCCCAAGGCUGGUGAAGUCCGUGUCAAAAUUCAAUCCACAGCAAUCUGCCACACUGAUGCAUACACCUUGGACGGUCAUGAUCCUGAGGGUCUCUUCCCCUGUGUCUUGGGUCAUGAGGGUGGUGGUAUUGUUGAAAGCAUUGGAGAGGGUGUUACCUCUGUGAAGCCAGGUGACCAUGUUGUCCCUCUGUACAUUCCUCAAUGUAAAAACUGUAAAUUCUGUGAUUCCAAAAAGACGAAUCUUUGCAGCAAAAUUCGUUUAACUCAGGGGAAGGGUGUUAUGCCCGAUGGUACCUCUCGUUUUACCUGCAAUGGCAAAACUCUCUACCAUUUCAUGGGCUGCUCUACCUUCAGCGAAUACACUGUUGUGGCUGAGAUUUCUAUUGCCAAGAUCAAUCCUGCAGCUCCUUUGGAUAAGGUGUGUCUACUUGGAUGUGGAGUUCCUACUGGCUAUGGAGCUGCCCUUAACACUGCGGGAGUUGAACCUGGUUCAAACUGUGUAAUUUGGGGACUUGGAGCAGUUGGUCUUGCUGUUGCACUGGGCUGCAAGGCUGCCGGUGCAAAGACUAUAAUUGGUGUUGACCUAAACUCAGACAAGUUUGAAGUUGCCAAGAAGUUUGGAUGCACUGACUUUAUCAACCCUAAAGAAUUGUCUCGCUCUGUUCCUGAAGAACUUAUUGAGAGGCUGGAUGGUGGAGCAGACUACACUUUUGAAUGCGUGGGAAAUGUUAAGUGCAUGAGAGAUGCUCUUGAGUCUUGCCACAAGGGAUGGGGAGUCUCAGUAAUUGUUGGUGUUGCAGCUGCUGGACAGGAAAUUUCAACUCGUCCUUUCCAACUUGUUACUGGACGUGUUUGGAAGGGCACUGCUUUUGGUGGAUGGAAGAGCCGUGACAGUGUGCCUAAACUGGUUGAUGAUUAUAUGAACAAGAAACUUAUGUUGGAUGAGUUCAUCACUCACAAUCUCCCCUUUGAUAAGAUCAAUGAAGCUUUUGAGGUGUUGCACUCAGGACAGGGAAUCCGCGCUGUUGUCAACUAUUAAAUUAUCCAAUGUCAAAGAAGUUCUGAUCCCUUCACAAUCCACCUGUAAUUUUUAAAUAGGGAAAUGAGCCUUGCAUAUUUUUUUAAGUCUCCAUUAAAGCUUUUUAAGUAA
This is a messenger RNA of Frankliniella occidentalis (western flower thrips), 1390 nucleotides long. RefSeq names its product alcohol dehydrogenase class-3 (gene Fdh). Bases 146 to 1279 code for a protein of 377 amino acids. The transcript has 10 exons. Gene Ontology annotation, molecular function: S-(hydroxymethyl)glutathione dehydrogenase [NAD(P)+] activity; zinc ion binding. Gene Ontology annotation, biological process: formaldehyde catabolic process. Lineage: Eukaryota; Metazoa; Arthropoda; Insecta; Thysanoptera; Thripidae. Gene Ontology annotation, cellular component: cytosol. The record is from RefSeq and is a predicted model, not a curated record.